AUGAACAGUCUAGAAAUAUUGCAGGUAAUUCAAAUUUUACAAGUAGCCACGAUUGGUGUAUACGCGGCAGAUCAAAUUCCCAAAACCUGGACAAGACCGGCUGCAAUAGUGGUUACCACUGAUGACCACACACAGCUUGGUUCCCACUGGAUUGGAAUCCAUAUCGACGGAACCGGAAGAGGAACCUACUUUGACAGUUACGGGGUACCGCCUUUUAUUCCUCAACAUCUUCAUCGUCUACGCAGAAACUCCAGCCUCUACAGAUGGAACACCAAACAACUGCAGAGUACCUCUUCAGAUGUAUGCGGUCAGUUUUGUGUCAUGUUUCUUCCUCAUAUGUGUAAUGGUGAUACUUUACGUCAUUUCAUUGAUCCGGAUUCUAAACAAGGCGGUAGAUGUGUGCUCAAUACUAAAUAA
Molecule: messenger RNA, 417 nt
Organism: Belonocnema kinseyi
Lineage: Eukaryota; Metazoa; Arthropoda; Insecta; Hymenoptera; Cynipidae
Exons: 1
Coding region: 1-417 (138 amino acids)
Source: RefSeq, a predicted model, not a curated record